Cicer arietinum (chickpea) is the source of this 2348-nucleotide messenger RNA. NCBI's taxonomy places the organism in Eukaryota, Viridiplantae, Streptophyta, Magnoliopsida, Fabales, Fabaceae. The record is from RefSeq and is a predicted model, not a curated record.
AAGAGGUCUGCUUAGGUCACACUGCAAGAGGGGGAAAAUUCUCUCCCAAUAUUCAUCGUUCCGUCGUUCUCUUCACUCCAUCGUCGACACCGGUGCCGUUUCUUUUCCGUUCGAUUCUUUAAGGUGUGAUAUUGUUUCGUGCGCAUAUUCAUAUUCAGUUCCAAUGACUAAGAGACAGAAGAAAGGAGAACGAAAUGGAAGAGGAAAACGGCAUAAAUCUUCACCGUUGGAUUUAUCUGCUGGAAGUGUUGUGUUCCGUUUGCUAUGUCCUGUGACUAGAAUUGGUAGUGUUAUUGGUAAAGGUGGUUCUAUUAUAUCACAAAUUCGCGCUGAAACUGGUGUGAAGGUUAAGAUUGAAGAACCUGUCCCUGGUUGCGACGAAAGAGUUAUAGCCUUUUUAGGUUCUGAUAAUAAAGAGAGUGAAGAAGGUAGUGCUGAGCAGGCAAAGGAGGUUAAUAAUGAUGAGAAUGAAAGUAAGGUGAAUGACGAUGAGGGAAAAGAUCGCGGUGGUGAUGAUAAUGAAGAUAAGGAUUCUGUUCCCGUUGAAGAUUCACAGAGUGAGAAGGGGAAUUCAACUAUUCUUAAGGCUGUUACCCUAGUUUUUGAGAGGAUGGCUGAAGGAAUAGAGGAUAUAGGUGAAGGUGACCAUGAGAGUAAUAAAGCUUCUUUCACUGUUUUAAGGCUACUUGUUCUUUCGAAUCAAGUUGGGUGCAUUUUGGGAAAAGGUGGCAGCGUAAUAAAGAGGAUGUCGUCUGAUAGUGGGGCACAGAUUCGGAUCCUUCCUAAAGACGAAAUUCCCAUGUGUGCCUCGGUUUCUGACGAGUUAGUUCAGAUCACAGGAGGAGUAGAAGUUGUCAGGAAAGCUCUUCAAUCUGUUUUUCAGCAGCUUGUGGAAAAUCCACCCCGUGAGCAUGAAUCUCUGCCUACCAAUCUUACUGGGCCGUCAUCUCAUUCAUUUGGUCAAUUCCCAUCAAAUAAACGUAGCUUCGCUGGUCAAGGAGCGCCUUUUGCAUCUGGGCCUAAUGAUAUACCUGUUUUUCAUUCUGCUCCUCCUAUGAUUCCCAAAUUUCACGAAGGGGCCAUGCAUGGUCGCAUGAGGCCCUCACUUGAAAUUCUUACUUUUCGCUUAUUGUGCCCUUCAGAAAAGGUCGGAAAUUUAAUUGGCAAAGGUGGAGCAAUCAUAAAGACUAUGCAACAAGAGACGGCCAGUGAAAUCAAGGUUAUAGAAGCCAUUCCGGGUUCAGAGGACUGCAUUGUCAUCAUAUCUGGUCCAGCGCACCCAGAUGAUAGAAUAUCUCCUGUGCAAGAGGCUGUAUUUCGUGUGCAGAAUAGAAUAUCCAGGGCUAUACCUGAUGCCAAAGAGCACAGUAUGUUAGCAAGGGUUAUUGUUUCUUCCAGUCAAAUAGGUUGUCUCUUUGGGAAGGGUGGUUCCAUCAUAGCUGAAAUGAGGAAGUUAUCAGGAGCCCAUAUUCGUAUGUUGGGUAAGGAUAAGGGUCCUAAGUGUGUUUCAGAAGAUGAAGAAGUAAUUCAGGUAAGUGGCGAAAUUGAGGCAGUGCAUGAUGCUCUUUUGCAUAUAACCACAAGAUUAAGACAUCAUUUCUUUCGCGAUGCAUUUCCAUCUGUCAAUUUUCCUUCAAACUCUGCAUUUCUGGAUCAACAUUCUCCAUUCCCUCCUUAUUUGGGAAGGCGGGGACAUUCACCUCCCGGAAUGUAUUCUGACCUAGGUCCUCCACAUCCACAUCCACAUGCUAGUUUUCCCCUUGAUGAUCACCCUCCUUUUAUGAAUAAUAUAUAUAGACAAGGCCUUCCUCCUCACAUAUCUGAAAGGAAGCCAUGGGGCCCUAAGGGGAUACAUGAAGGGCACAUGGGCUUGCCCGAAUUUGCUGGAGGUCAUCGCAGAAUUUCUGGAUUUGCAGGAGGGAGCCAACCGAUUAUCACAAGUACCACUGUUGAAGUUGUUGUUCCUCGAGCCCUGGUGCCUGUAAUAUAUGGGGAAGAUGGUGAAUGCUUGAAACAAAUACUCCAGAUCUCUGAUGCAAAUGUUACUAUUACUGAUCCAAAACCUGGAGCUGUGGAAACUAAAAUUAUUAUAUCUGGAACCCCAGAGCAAACUAAUGCUGCACAAAGUCUUAUACAGGCAUUUGUCAUGAGUGAGAGGGAGUCUGGUUGAUCUAUCCAAUUGGGUAAUACACUUGAAUCAUUUGUUUUUUAAGUCUGGCAGAUGUAAUUGAACUCAGUUUUGGCUUAAUAUUAUUUCUGUGUUAUAAUUUUUAGUAGGAAUGUGGUAUAAAUUGUAAAAUAUUGACUUAUAAAAUUAUGACUAUGCACCGGCUUUCUUUUUAUGUGCA